CAGGUUGUCUCCCGUAAUCCAGAGGAGGCUUGGCAACAAGUACUCCGACUUUCAUUAGGCUGCUAACAGACGAACUUUAUUAGUUUCUUUAUUCGAUUUGUGUAGUUUUUUUUUUUAAAAACACGUUUCACGUUUCAAACACGUUUAGGAAAGAUGAAUAUAUUAAUAUGUAUGGAUUUUAAUAGGUGUUUUACCUUUCUGUCGAUUAGAAAAGACGCUAAAUAGCCCGUCGUUAGCCUGAAAUCUUACCGGCUGUAUUUAUACUUUAGCCUAGUUUUGUUUGUAGGUUUAAUUUAACUGUAUUUAGUUUUGUGUAUUCAAUAUAAAUCGAUUCCGUUGAACGAAUUUAGUUUAUUUACAUUUAACGGGUUAAAGUUGUUGGCGUUAGUUUGUUUUUAUUCUGCGUUAGCUAACAUGCUAGCUGCAUCCGAGCUAGCGACUCAAACAAGUGGCUUUGGGGGAAAAAAGUUAAUAACAAACGAGUUUUUAUUCAAAUUGUCUCAGGGACGAUUGGAGCAGAGUUAUUAAAACGUAUGUCGUAAAUGCACGCAGUUUUUUUUAAGUGAUUCCUAGUCGGAAAGAUUAAGGGGGAAAAAAGGGUAAUAAAAUCUGUUGCGCUCCAUCGAGUAGCUUUCAGCAUCAACGCGUUGAGUUUACGGUCACAGGGUCAAAAUGCCGCCGCUUUCCCGUCUCGUUAUUAGUCCGUUUUGAACGUUUAUUAGUCUUUUCUUUUCUGUACAUAGUAAAAUAAAAGGUUCCGAGGGAAGUUUGUUGCUCGUUUGAUUUAAAAGCAGGGAUAAAUCGUUAAGCCCGCCGUGGGACACGCGGUGUGUGAAAUGGACGCUGUGGAUCAUCACCUGGGUUUGGAGCCGGGAUUCAGUGUCCGGGAUCACAGACUGCUUUCAGACUCGGACAGGACUUUAGCUCAGAAUGGACACGGUGGUGAAAGCUGGAAAAUAGUGUGUGUGUCUCUGUAUGGUGGAGCUCCGUGGGGGUUCACGCUGAGAGGAGGACGAGAACACCGAGAACCGCUUAUCAUUACCAAGGUUGAAGAAGGCAGCAAGGCUGCAGCCGUGAGGCUCCAAGUAGGAGACGAGCUUGUAAACAUCAACGAGGUUCCCCUGAGUGGCUACAGACAGGAGGCCAUCUGCUUAGUCAAGGGCUCCCACAAGACUCUUACUCUGGUGGUGAAAAGGAGGAUGAAAAUGGUGGAUAUUGUAGCACAGAAAAUGCCAUCAGAGAGUGACGUUCAUGUGGCCCGGAGCUUUCUAACGAAGAUUUUGCGAAGUUCAAUGAGAAAGAAUCAUUUCAAAGGGAAAAAUGAACCCAUGAGCAGGCCUCACUCCUGGCAUUCGACCAAAUUCAAUGAGAACCAAUCAGACACUGCCAAAACACAGUCCACACCCUCGCCAGUCUGGCAAACAAGAUAUGAUGCAAGUUCAUUCUCCUCCGAACUCCCUACUGGUUGGGAUCAGCCUAAUUUGCGCAGAGUUUCAGACCAGUUCAGCUCCUUGGGCAGUAUGGAUAGUUUAGAACACGGCUCUUACCCCUAUCCACCUGGACGCCUGUCUCCAAGCAAAUCGAACGGCAACAGCGUCGAACAUUUAGUGGGUGGAAAAAGAGAUUCUGCCUAUAGCUCCUUUUCAACUAGCUCAGGGACACCUGAUUAUACACUGUCCAGAAGCAACACAGCUUCAACAGAGAACAUGUUGUAUAAAGUUAAUCAGUGGGACUCAGGAAGUCGGCCUAGCAAUGGCAGACACAGCCAAAGCCUAAGCGAAGGGGUCCGACACGAUGAUAGAUUUGGUUACCUGCAGCCACCUUCGGUAAGCUGUGGUCGAGAAAGCCCAAAAACAGAGGAUCAACCAGGUAACCGGCAUUCGGCUUCAGGGAGGUCCAGCAUUGCACCUGUUUGGCAUGUUCCUGAUAUGAAGAAGGCCAUGGCCCCAUCACCUCCACCACCUGCACCACCAACACGCAGCGAUAGUUUUGCUGUGACUAAGAUUCAUGAAAAGGGUCUGGUCUCCAGUCACCCAGAGAAUCAUGGGAUUCAUACCCAGUCAAAGAUCCAAAGCAAAGGAUUAAAGACAGCAACAGAUGUGUCUGAAAGUAAUCAAAGGAUUUACCAUGCACCGGCGUCAGGUCAUGAAAUAUGUCAAAAUAACAACCCGCAACCUACUGGCAUGAUUAAUUCAUAUGUUGCAGGUGAUGGCUAUAGUCAACAAAUGCCUCUUCCAAACUCAAACAAGAAAUAUUCACCAUCCAAUACUGAUCCGUCCAGCACUCACUUUGCCUACCAUAGACGUCAGUACAGUGAUGAGAGCAAUUUUCAUGUGCCCCCCAGGACCCCAUCUACAGGCAAGUCACAGAGUUGUUAUAGCAGCAUGCAAGAAUUAACCACAAACAGCCAUGCCCAACACUAUAGCCAGAACCAGAUCAGAAGGCAUGUUGCAUCACUGUCCAGCACUGCUAUUGACCACAACCCUGACGGUCAAAGCUCCAACAGGUAUUACUCUGCCACAUCUCGACAACCCUCUCAGGGAGGGACCCAGGUCUCUUUAGUGCGGGUGGAGGACAGAAAUGCUAGUUCUAUGAUGGAAAUCACGCAAAGUGGAGGUGAUCGAACUUCUGUAAGCUCUCAAGGACAGCUCAAGGACUGGUCUAAUACAUCUCAGGUACUGCAGCCCCCAAAUAAUAAAGACAGCAAUGGAUAUUACAGACAGGUCGACAGCCAACAUCGGGCAUGCACAGCAGUUAGUAAGUCUGCUUUUGAUGAUGCAGCAACAAAAGCUUUGGAGGUCAAGGCCCCCCAGAAGCAAAACACUGUGACCAACUCAGACAGCUAUUUUAUCAAGCAGGGAAAAAUCUCUGAAUCUUACAGAUUUGGUGAAUCCUCCAAAGACCAUUUACCAUCUAAAAGUGAGAUCACUCUGUGUCCUCAGAAAACCCCUUUGCUGCACUCUCUAUCACAGGACAGUAGUAGGCAUAUUGAAGUACAAAGUGAAAUGAUUAGUGGUGAUGGACAACAGGAUUUCAUUGAUCCUCAGAAUGGCAGGCAGGUUCGACGUACUGACCGUUUUGCCACCACAUUGAGAAAUGAGAUCCAGAUGAGGAGAGCUCAGCUUCAGAAGAGUCGAAGUGCAGCGGUCUUGGCCGGAGCAGCUGAUCCCGAAGAGCCUUCAGUCUGGAAAUCCACAGAUAUCUCUUCACCUUCCCUUGAUGGUUCUUUCACUAGUGCCUACAAAGACCAUCUGAAGGAGGCCCAAGCUCGAGUCCUUAAAGCUACUUCUUUCCGGAGGAGGGACUUGGAGCCAGUGCUACUAGAGCACCCAGGAGAUGAAGUCCUGCCCUCUUCUCGUAAGGAUACACCAUCUCUAUCAAGUGUUUCUGAGGUCCCAACAAGUAAGCCUUCUCCGGGUACAAACCAUGUGCCCCGUAUAUGUGGCCGAAAACGUUUUCCAGUUGAGAAGAAAGUGCGGUCCUACUCUGAGCCUGAAAAGAUUAAUGAGGUUGGUGUUGAUGAGGAUCCAACUCCACAAGAUAAUGACAUAUCUUUGGUCAACAGGCGUAAAGUCUUUGAGACAACAGGAAAACCUGCUUAUCGCAAACCCAUGUUGAAGCAAAAUCUGCAAAUACCGGAAGACUCCAGACCGGAUAAGCCUGUCGAAUUGCCUCAGUCUGGCCGAAAUGAUGUCACCAAGAAGGAUAGCGAUAAUAAGGCAGGAGAUAAUGGCCCAAAUUUUUCACAGAGACUGGGCACUUUUGCCGAGUAUGAGGCCACAUGGAAAACACAGAGAAAAGCGGAUCCCAGGACGUCGGGAAGGUACCAUUCGGCUGAUAACAUCCUCGAUUCAGCAGUGGACGAGCGCCAUAAGCCCUCUUAUUUCCAUGAAAGGUCACGCUCCUCUCCCUCAGAGGACUUAUAUGGUCAGAAAAUCCCAGUGCAAGGAGGGAAGACGGCUGAGUACUGUCCUCCUGAGAGAAAACUCUCUGAUCAUGACAACUCUACAUCAAGGUUAAGUGACGGAGGAUACAAGGGUGUAUUGCCCAAGUCAACUCAAGAGUCACCAUCAGUUUUGAAAGAAGGAGAGUUGGAGAGCAAUUUCUCAGAUAUCUCAUCCACUCGUAGGUCUCCUCCCAGCCCUGCUGGUCCUUCUCAACAUUUCCUCGAUCCCGCUUCCAAUGCAAAGACCAAAGGCUACAAUUCUCUGAGACCUCCUCCGACAUGCCUAGACAAGUACAUAUGCCCCAUGGCUGCUGCUCCUGUCAACACCUCACAGGGUGGAACCGGUGUCUCUCAAUCUCCCCUAAAAGACAUUGUUUCUAAAGACGUCCCAGUAUCCUGGAUGGACCCUGGGUUUAGCCAAGGUAAAAAAAGAGAGGAGGAGACUCAACUGGAGACCCUACCCCUUCCUCCUCCUCCUCCUCCUGAGCCUCCUGCCCACCUGACUCCACCCAGCAUGGAGGGGCAGCGUUCACCAUCACCUCACUUUGCUCCCCAGAGACUUACUGACAAGCCCCCUGUCUCUGUCUCCCAGCAGGAUGAAGCCACAGGAAGGAUGGACAAGGUGACUGACGAUAGCAGCACUGUGAAAAAAGUGCCCAUCAAGAUUGUCCACUCUGAAAGCAGCACAGAAAAAGAAACUCGACAGUACCUUCACCCAAACACAGAGACUUCUCUCAACCCACAGCCCCCAGUCUUGUCUCUGUCCAGUCUGGGAGCACCAGAGCUGUCCUCCUCUCCAUUUUGCACAUACACACGUCAAAGAGAGCAGGAAAAUGAAGCCACAGGCUUUCAGAAAGAACAGACAUUUCAUGCUGAUGUCCCAGUGCCUCAGGAGCCACAAAAAAGCCCCUGUGUGGAACAUGGCACAAACGGAGUCUUCUCAGGCAGCCUCAGUGCUUCCUCUCACUCUGAGGAAGAUGAGAAGAGAGAGGUGUUGGCCAGGGACAUCAUAGACAAGGAUAAGUCUUUGGCAGACGUUUUGGACCAGAGCAAGAGGAGAACCACUAUGGACCUGAUGGAAGGGAUUUUCCCAGAAGGAGAGCAGCUGGUUGAGGAGGCGCACCAACGCAGGAGAGCUGCACCCAAACUGACUCCCUCACGCAGCUCUGAAGAGAGAGAAGAGGACGGCAUGGUGGCGGCAGCAGCAACAGCAGCAGCUUUGGUAACCAGCUCAGCUUAUUACAGCACGUCAGCUCCUAAAGCAGAGCUGCUUAUUAAAAUGAAGGACAUGCAGGAGCAGAGCGUAGAGCUUGAAUCAGAAGAGGAGCUGGAGGAGGUCAACGACACUGAGCUGGCCAAUAAGAAGCAAGAGCUGAUUGAGAGCCUGAGCAAAAAGCUGCAGGUGCUGCGGGAGGCACGAGAGAGUCUGCAGGAGGACAUGCAGGACAACAACGCUCUGGGCGAGGAGGUUGAGGCUACCGUCCAGGGCGUCUGCAAACCCAACGAGCUGGAGAAAUUCCGCAUGUUCGUCGGGGACCUAGACAAAGUGGUCAGUCUGCUGCUGUCUCUGUCUGGACGACUGGCACGUGUAGAGAAUGCCCUCAACAGCCUGGAGGAGGACACACCACUCGAAGAGAAGCGCACGUUGAUGGAGAAGCGCAAGCUGUUGAUCCGGCAGCACGAGGACGCUAAGGAGCUGAAGGACAACUUGGAUCGGCGAGAAAAAGUUGUUUACGACAUCCUGGCCAGCUACCUGCAGGAGGAGAACUUGGCCGACUACAUGCACUUUGUCAAGAUGAAGUCUGCCCUCAUCAUUGAACAGCGCAAACUGGAGGAUAAGAUCAAACUGGGCGAGGAGCAGCUCAAGUGUCUGAUGGACAGUUUGCCUCCAGACCAGAUGGUCAUUCUGCUGAAAAAUGACAAAUGAACUUUUUCAGAUUUUUAAGUCAGAUCAGACUCUGGCAUUGCUGACACCCUGCUGAUCCAAGGGUUUUCAGAAUGCUUUUGCUCAGCGUUUGUAAACAGAAACAAACCACUUUCUGACUGUUUUAGAACCACACCCAACUUUUGGGCUACAUCGUUACCGUUCAAAACUGUGUGAUUAUUGUGAUUAUAAACCAUGCUGUACUGGAUAAAAUGAAAAUUUCAAAGCGCUUAUCGUGACUUGUUAAGAUCAUAAAAUUGUUUAUCUGAUUCGUUUCCUUGACCAUGUCCCAGUUACUCUUUCAGUAUCUAGUCUUUCUGUAAUUCUGCAUUUUGACCACUAGUGGGCAGUGGACGAUGGUUUCAUUUGCCUUGACCACAUGGUGCAAACCACUUUCCACUUAGUCCUGGCACUAGCAUACACAUAGAAGACUCUAACAUGAACAUUUACAGCUUAUAUUCAUAAACUUAAGAUAUAAACUAAGAUAUUUAACUUUCUGUCCAGAUUCAGUAAGAAGGCUGACCUCGAGAUUUUCACAAUUGUGCAUUAUUUCAUAUGGCAUCAGUCUCUGCCCUGUCAUGUCUAAAACAAUUUCAUGUUUUUAGUAAUUUAUUGUAGACUUUUAAAUCUGUAAAUAAGACUAGAAUGUUCUAGUUUUUACUCUUUCACUUACUUGAUCUUAAUCGAAAAACUUUCCUUUUAGCUUACAUGCACGGUUGAAAAAGAAUCGCAUACACCGUAAAGCGUAAUGUUGGAAUUAGAGCCACCUCAACACCUGCUUUUUGUAACGUAUUUGAGGGACUGCCUCAGCAAUACAAUAUUCUCACUGAGAAUUGAAUGCUUGUCUAUAAAAUAAUUUCCUUUUGCUCAACGAUA
This is a messenger RNA of Tachysurus fulvidraco (yellow catfish), 6746 nucleotides long. It is a transcript of the gene shroom2a, whose product is annotated as shroom family member 2a. The coding region runs from base 837 to 5873 and encodes 1678 amino acids. Gene Ontology annotation, biological process: actin filament organization. The record is from RefSeq and is a predicted model, not a curated record. Gene Ontology annotation, cellular component: apical plasma membrane; adherens junction; apical junction complex. Gene Ontology annotation, molecular function: actin filament binding. The transcript is spliced from 12 exons. NCBI's taxonomy places the organism in Eukaryota, Metazoa, Chordata, Actinopteri, Siluriformes, Bagridae.